Molecule: messenger RNA, 2209 nt
Organism: Neltuma alba
Lineage: Eukaryota; Viridiplantae; Streptophyta; Magnoliopsida; Fabales; Fabaceae
Product: probable serine/threonine-protein kinase At1g01540
Exons: 7
Coding region: 265-1749 (494 amino acids)
Biological process (GO): protein phosphorylation
Molecular function (GO): protein kinase activity; ATP binding
Source: RefSeq, a predicted model, not a curated record
AUAAUCUCACCUGACCUUUUGGCGGUUUAUGUUUUACCCCGGGCGCUUGGACUUGGAGGCUUUCUCGCGAACUGCGAUUGAUUGUUCACUCUGUUAUUUCCAUAAAGUCCCAUCAUGCCAGCUCCUCUUUCCGUUCCUUUUGCUUUCCCUUUCUCACUUUCUGCUUAUUCCUUCCUUCUUCUUUCCUUCCCAUUGAUGUUCAAGCCUUCAUCUUCCUCUCACCCCCACUCAUUUCUCAUCCCCAAUUCAUGAGGUCACUCUCCAAUGCUUGAUCCUUCCUCUCCCGCCAUGAACGACCAGCUCUCCAGACCCACCUCAAUCUUCGGACUCCGCUUGUGGGUUGUGCUCGGGGUAUGUGUAGGAGCCGCCAUCGUGCUGCUUCUCUUCCUCCUUUCAAUCUGGCUCGUUUCAAAGCGCUCCAAGACUAACCCCACUCAAAGGCCAUCCAUCCCGCUCGUCUCCAAAGAGAUCCACGAGAUUAGAAUCGACCAUCACCACGAUUCCAAGCUCAGAGGGACCCGUAUCCCAGUCGACCCGUCUCCCGAACUCGAUCCAAUUCCCGGAAUUGAGCGCCAGGCUCUGCUCCCAGCAUCGGAAGAAGAAAGCCCAUCGGGGAUCAAUAGAAUUCAAUUUGAGAUUGGGAAGAAUCACAGAAUUGCGUACCCUGAGCGUGCUCUGGCUCGGUCGUCUUCACACGGAAGCGGGGAGGCACGGCCCGUCGACCAGGGGCCUACGGUGAUUCCUGAAGUCUCGCAUUUGGGUUGGGGCCACUGGUAUACUCUGAGAGAGCUUCAGGACGCGACGAAUGAGUUCGCCGACGAGAACGUCAUCGGGGAAGGCGGCUACGGAAUUGUUUACCAUGGUAUUCUGAAGGACAAUACUCAUGUCGCUGUUAAGAAUUUGCUCAAUAAUAGGGGACAAGCUGAGAAAGAGUUUAAGGUCGAAGUGGAAGCUAUAGGACGAGUCCGACACAAGAAUUUAGUAAGGUUGCUAGGAUAUUGCGCUGAAGGAGCUCAUAGAAUGCUCGUAUAUGAGUACGUUGACAAUGGGAACUUAGAGCAGUGGCUGCACGGGGAUGUUGGGCCUUGCAGUCCUCUCACUUGGGAAAUUCGAAUGAACAUUAUUUUGGGAACAGCGAAAGGGUUAGCUUAUCUUCACGAGGGGUUGGAACCAAAAGUUGUUCACCGUGAUAUUAAAUCAAACAACAUUCUGAUCGACAAGCAAUGGAAUUCAAAGGUGUCAGACUUUGGGCUUGCCAAACUCCUCGGCUCUGAGAGCAGCUACAUUACAACACGUGUCAUGGGCACUUUUGGAUACGUAGCUCCCGAAUAUGCAAGUACUGGAAUGUUAAAUGAACGAAGUGAUGUGUACAGUUUCGGAAUUCUUAUAAUGGAAAUAAUUACAGGCAGGAAUCCAGUUGAUUAUAGUCGGCCUCCAGAAGAGGUGAAUUUAGUUGACUGGCUCAAGAAGAUGGUUAGUAACAGGAAUGCAGAGGGAGUGUUGGAUCCCAAGCUCCCUGAGAAACCAAGUUCAAGGGCACUCAAGCGAGCCCUUCUUGUUGCUUUGCGUUGCACUGACCCUAAUGCACAAAAGCGACCUAAAAUGGGGCAUGUCAUACAUAUGCUUGAAGCUGAGGAUUCUCCUCACAAAGAGGAUCGGAGGGCAAAAAGGGAUGCGGGAAAUUCAGCUAAUGAUGAGGAUAGGUUAAAAGAGGAGGCAACUGUGACAAGUGAUGAUGGUAAAGUUUGAGAGAGAGAUGCAGCAAAGCCAGUGAGACAAGACCACGCCUUCAAGGGGAAAAGCAACGAAUUAUGCAUAGCUGUAUCUAUAAUGAAUCAGAAGCUUGUGUUGCCCAACGCCCAUUACUUUACAACCUGUCAUUUGCAACUGCUAAAUGCGAUUUUAGUCCACCAGGCUCCAGCAUAAUUGGUCUUGUAUAUAUUUUUUGGCUUCUUAACCCCAGUCCAUAGCCUCAAUACCUUCAGAAGGAGCUCUGCUUUAUUUUCUCUGUUCUUGCCUUUGCCUUUAUGGAGGGAAGCUUGCAGCUUUAUGUUGGAUCGGGGCAUGUAAAGUUAUAUCAUAUUAUAGCUGAUAUCAUCCAUUAUGAAGUGGUUGUUAUAUGUCUUUUGUUUUGAUCUGCCUGAACUUUGAAAACACAGUGCAUUGUCGAUAUUGUUUUUACUACAGCAAAGAACACUCAAAGACGAGA